Molecule: messenger RNA, 4790 nt
Organism: Branchiostoma belcheri (Belcher's lancelet)
Lineage: Eukaryota; Metazoa; Chordata; Leptocardii; Amphioxiformes; Branchiostomatidae
Product: SWI/SNF complex subunit SMARCC2-like
Exons: 29
Coding region: 28-3294 (1088 amino acids)
Biological process (GO): positive regulation of DNA-templated transcription
Cellular component (GO): npBAF complex; SWI/SNF complex; nBAF complex
Molecular function (GO): histone binding; nucleosomal DNA binding
Source: RefSeq, a predicted model, not a curated record
GCCACCCUGGUGUCUGUUUCAGCUACAAUGCCUUCCAUGAUGGCGGUAAGAAAGAAAGACGGCGGACCUAACGUGAAAUUUUACGACUCGCCCGACACCGUAGCACAGUUCGAGCAAGUGCGAGGCUGGCUCUCUAAGAACUGCAAGAAGCACACACAGGCGGAGCCGCUGACCAACAAGGGACUGGCCAGCCUGACGGUGCAACUCUUACAGUACCAGGAGGACAGCUUCGGAAAACAUGUCAGCAAGCCACCUCUCACCAAACUACCUGUUAAACUGUUCAUGGACUUCAAGCCAGGCGGAGGUCUCUGUCACAUCCUGGCUGCAGUCUUCAAGUUUAAGAGUGACCAGGGAUGGCGAAGGUUUGAUUUUCAGAACCCGUCCCGUAUGGACCGUAACGUGGAGAUGUUCAUGAACAUCGAGAGGAGUCUGGUACAGAAUGACUGUCUGACCCGGCCUAACAUCUACAUGCAGCCUGAGGUGGAACCCAAACUACAGAGCAAACUCAAGGACAUCAUCAAGAGACACCAGGGCACAGUGACAGAAGACAAGACCAAUGCCACCCACAUUGUGUUCCCCCCGGUCCCACCCUACACUGAACCCCAUAUACGAGACACAGAGGACUGGAUUCGUCCCAUCAUGAUCCUGAAUAACCGAACCCUGGUGCACUGGUGGCACUAUCCAGACAGUUACGACACAUGGACCCCCAGUAGUGAGGUUAACCAGGAGCCUGACCUCCCCCCUCCCCACCAGGGUGCAUGGAAGGUGAAUGCUCGCUGGCUAACAGACCUGGAGGAGUUUAACGAAUGGAUGAACGAGGAAGACUAUGAAAUCGACGAAUCGGAGCCAAACACCAUCCCGAGACGUAACGGUAUCCGGAUGAAGCCUGCUGCAGAUGAGAUCUCCCAUUCUGAGGAACCAGAGAGGAGGGAGAGAGGCAAGCCUGGACCCAAGAAACGCAAGCGGUCCCCCUCCCCGGACCCUACCAAGAAGAAGAAAAAAGGGAGGACCCCCGGACCAACUCCUGACCGUAAGAAACGGUCGUCUAAAGAAGAAGCUGACCAGGAGGACGCGACCAAGGACAUGGACAACCCCUCACCUGUCCCGAAUGUAGAGGAGGUCAACCUCCCCAAAAAUGUGGUGAACACUAAGAAGGACAGUGAACAACAGCCCAUCAAGGGAGGGACUCUGGCAGACUUGGACGAGAAGGAGGAUGAGGAAGGAAAGGGUGAGGAAGACAAGACUAAGAAGGAAGGGGAGGGAUCUAAAGAUGACAACCAGGAGGACAACGUGACAGAGCAGACCCAUCACAUCAUCAUCCCAUCCUACUCUGCAUGGUUCGACUAUAACAGUAUCCACACCAUUGAGAAGAGAGCCCUGCCUGAGUUCUUCAACAGUAAGAACAAGUCCAAGACACCGGAAGUGUACCUGGCCUACAGGAACUUCAUGAUCGACACGUACCGUCUGAACCCCAUGGACUACCUCACCAGCACGGCGUGCAGACGUAACCUGGCUGGAGAUGUCUGUGCCAUCAUGAGAGUGCACGCGUUUCUGGAGCAGUGGGGUCUGGUCAACUACCAGGUGGAUCCUGACAGCAAGCCCACACCCAUGGGCCCCCCUCCCACCUCUCACUUCCACGUACUGUCUGAUACACCGUCAGGACUGCAGCCUGUACAGCCAGCCAAGUCACAACAGUCUGCCUCCCAACAGAUGAUGCAGUUUGCAGACAAGAACAACAAGGACGCCAAACCCGCCUCCAGCGAACAACAGAACUUUGGGUUGCGUACAGACAUGUACACGUCCAAGUCAGCAGCGGCUCUUAAGGCGAAAGCUGCGACGGCCACCAGGCCCUGGACCGACCAGGAAACACUGCUGCUGCUGGAGGCUAUGGAGAUGUACAAGGAUGACUGGAACAAGGUGUGUGAACACGUGGGCAGCCGCACACAGGACGAGUGUAUCCUGCACUUCCUCAGACUGCCCAUAGAGGACCCAUAUUUGGAGGACUCUCAGGAGGCCAUGGGACCUCUGGCGUACCAGCCCAUACCGUUCAGCCAGCAGGGAAAUCCUGUCAUGAGUGUGGUUGCUUUCCUGGCUUCUGUUGUCGACCCAAGGGUGGCUUCCUCAGCCGCCAAGGCUGCUAUAGAGGAGUUCUCGAAGAUAAAAGAUGAGGUUCCGCCCGCCCUGAUCGAAGCUCACGUCAAGAAGGUGGAAGAUGCUGCGAAGACGGGCACUCUGACCUCCGACCUCCUGUUGGACGACACCGGGAUCGCCGGAACGGGAGCGGAGGAGCCGACAGAGAAACCGGAAACCAUGGAAAUGGAAGAGUCCAAACCCGGGCCGUCAGGGGAGGGGGAGAAGAAAGAGGAGGAAAAAACUGAAGAAUCGAAGGAAGAAGGAGAGAAGAAAGAACAAGAGGAAGAGAAGGAAGAAAAGAAGGAGGAAGAGAAGAAAGAAGAAGAGGAGAAAACAGAGAAGGAGAUAAAGAAGGAGCCAGAAGAAGUAAAGGAGGAGGAAAAACCACAGGAGGGAGAAAAAAUGGAAACAGACCAAACAGGAAAACCUGCAGAAGGGAAGGAGGAAGCAAAAGAAGAGAAAACGGAGGAAGUUGCGGAGCUGACGGAAGAACAGAAGGAGAAACUGAAGCAGAGGGACGACAUUCCGAAGGGCAACGUGGCGACAGCUGCAGCCGCGGCGCUGUCAGCUGCUGCUGUCAAGGCAAAGCACCUGGCCGCAGUAGAGGAGCGUAAGAUAAAGAGUCUGGUGGCUCUUCUCGUGGAGACGCAGAUGAAAAAACUGGAGAUCAAGUUACGCCACUUCGAGGAGCUGGAGGCUAUCAUGGACAGGGAGAGAGAAGCGCUUGAGUACCAGCGUCAGCAGCUGCUAGCAGACAGACAGGCCUUCCACAUGGAACAGUUGAAGGCCGCGGAGAUGCGUGCCCGUCAGCAGGCAGCCAUGCAGCUGCAGUCCCAACAGGCACCUGCCCAGGGCGCACCAGGACAGCCCCACGGACACAUGCCCCCCCAGCCGCAGGCCUUCAGUGGACAGGUGUCAUCAGGGGUCAUCGCACCUCCUGGCCCGAGUGCCCAGCCCACCCCCAGUACCUCCAUGGCUACCCAGAACCCAGCCAUCGUGGCUGCCAUGACAGGUGGACCUGCCGCCUCGCCCAGCGGGAAGGGAACUCCCAGCCCUGUUCCUGCUCCAGGUACAGGUCCCCAGGGAGAUAGUGCACCUCCCCCGACUGCAUCUGAGGUCAUCGGGACAGAAUCACCUGCACCUGCCCUCCCCAUGCAGUAAUGAACAGUCCCUUCUUCACUGUAACUCCUACCCCACCCAUCCAGUAAUGAAUAGUCCCUUCUGUUCUCCAGUCUAGGUUAUAACCUACCCAUCCAAUAAUGAACUGUCCUGUCACCAAUUUAGCUCCUACCCUACCCAUCAUGUAGAAAUGAACGGUCCCUUCUCUAGCAUAGCUCCCAACCUACCCAUCCAGUAGAAAUGAACAAUCCCUUCUCCAGCAGUUUUAGCCAUCCUUAUCCAGUACAAAUGAACAGUCCCUUCUCCAACAUAAUUCCCACCCCUCCCCAGUCAGCAUUAAUGAACAAUCCCUUCUCUUAUGUUUCAAUACACUGUUGUGUACUUGGGCAUGGUACAAUGCUGAGAACAUCUUUUAGCUUCAGGCCCCAAAUACAAAAUGUACUGGUACUGUACCUGAAUAGAGUAACACUAACUGUGUACUUAGUUUGGAAAUUAAAAGGUGCAAUUGUUACCUUAAAGUUUAAAAAUCAACCACCGGAAAAAGUUGAAAACAUUUGUGCUAAAAACAGUCCUAUCUUGUGUACCUUUCACAAAUGCUGACACUUCUACUCAUAACUUCUCUGUUCUAAGAUGUAUUUUGCUUGGUAAGGAAACCUCUGUACAUACCAUUAUUUGUUACCUACAUAUAGAAGCAUUAGAACUUAGAAUCCCUUCCUUUAUUGCAAUAGGAAGAAGCCUUACUUUAGGAUAUAAGUUUCUUAGAACCAGGACCAAUAGCUUAUGAGGAGAUGACAGUUUGAAUCAGGUCUGAUUGUUAGAAAGUCUAAGUGUUUCGUGAAGUCUUUCCUUAGUUUAAGAUAGCAAGCAAAGGACUCUUCUUCAAGUGCGUGCAACAGUCAUACCCAUAUGAGUGACAAGCUCUGUAUAAGGACCACCUGGCCAUUGUGGCCACGUUUUGUUGAUCCCUCGAAUUAUUAGCCUCCGUAGCAGGUUUAUAGAACUGGGGUUUUGGUGGUCUUUGGCUGUUUUCUGAUUAGCCCAGUUCUAGAAAUGGGGGUAAUUUAACCAGGCCCGCUAUGUUGUCUAUAUGCAAUCAGAAAAUAGCACAUAUAAGAUCCCAAAGACCCUGAAGACCCCCAAAACCCCCAGUUUUUAAGGCAUGCUGCGGAGGCUAUUGAAUUAUGUUCUCAUUGAUUAUUCAAGCAUGAAGAAUCUUGUCUAUAGUGACAGCCUGUCAUUUGCUCUGGUCACUGAAAAAAUGUUGACUGUAGUUCGUAAUGGCUCUUCAUUGUAGUAUUUGAUGUAACUUACAUAGUAUUACUUGUUUUAGUUGGUCACAUUUUCUAUGUAUGUAUGCCACAUAUGUAGUCAGUUGGACAGAAUGAUAUGUUUCUAUGUGUGCAAACGUGCUAUCUGGUCUCAAGUUCAAAUACAGCCACCUUAGAUGGUGAGAAUCUGUAGGAUAAUUUAACAGAUACUGUGCACCUUUCUGUUGUUUUGUGGUGGUCAUUAGUAUGGAUAUAUUAAACAUUAUGUAC